UGCGAGAUGAAUUCUCAAAACAGGAAAAAACAAAAGUGGAGGCAUCGAAUGGGACCUAUUAAUUUUGCUAGAGUACGCGUGGCAUUGCGUGCAGCCAAAGACAACAACGAAGAACCAUCAAAGCCUGAAAUAUUUAUUGCAACUCGUACCAAGACGGGAAAGGAAAUCCAGGCUGAUACCCAAGUUGCAAUAGUUGAACUUCAUAAUCGCCAAAAUUCUGGGGAAACAGCUUAUGAUGCAUUUAGGGCAGUGUUUGGAAAGGAGCAGCCUGGUCGAGUUAAGUGCUAUGGUAGAUCAGUGACAACAAGUUCAUUGAAGAAAGAUGAGGAAAUUAACAAUCUAAAACAAAAACAUGCCGAUGAAAUCACUUCUCUAAAGGAAGAAUUGAGAGAAAAAAUGCAACAUUUAUUCACUCAAUUGCUACAAAACAACCCUGGAUUGAAUUUUCAGGAUAUACCAGGGUGUGUUGGAUCUAACCUUGCUUCACCUAUUGAUGCAAGUAGUGCACAAGCUGUAAGAGGCACAUAUCUUCCAUUUUCUUCGGGGUUAGCUCAAGAUUCAGUUCUUCAAAAGGUGGUUGUGGCUGUUAGUAUUAAUGUGCUGCAGCCUGUGAUUAAAAUGUGUACAUGCUAG
Solanum pennellii is the source of this 633-nucleotide messenger RNA. RefSeq lists its product as uncharacterized. The record is from RefSeq and is a predicted model, not a curated record. The coding region runs from base 7 to 633 and encodes 208 amino acids. NCBI's taxonomy places the organism in Eukaryota, Viridiplantae, Streptophyta, Magnoliopsida, Solanales, Solanaceae. The transcript is spliced from 4 exons.